Peniophora sp. CBMAI 1063 is the source of this 1227-nucleotide messenger RNA. Lineage: Eukaryota; Fungi; Basidiomycota; Agaricomycetes; Russulales; Peniophoraceae. The record is from the annotation of a GenBank genome assembly.
AUGAGGACCUCCGCCUGUGCUCUGAUUGCAUCGUCCAUCUUAACGUACACUACAGUAUCAUUGGCUUACGCGUGGGGAUCUGCCUCCCUUCUACACACUCUUUACUUCAUCAAUAAUGACCCCGCCGGGAACUAUGUUGUAGCCGCUAGCAUUGACGCCAAUGGACUGCCCACUGGUUCCAGCGCGACGCAUGCAGGAGGCGUAGGGGUGCAUGGCAUGGGCUCUUUCGGUCUAGGCCCUGAUGGCACCUUCUCGCAAGGCAUCGUCCAGGUACACCAAGAUAACGACUGGCUAGCUACAGUCAACACCGCGAAUCAUACCGUUGUCCUCUUUGGCAUAGACCCCUACGAUCCGUUACGCUUGACGAUGAUUGGGAAGCCCGUCUCGACUCAAGGCGAUUCCCCCAACUCUGUGGCGUUCAACGAUGCUGGCAACAGGCUUUGCGUGCUCAAUACGGGAACCACCAACGGCAUAGCGUGUUUCGAUGUUACCAAGACCGGCCUUGUACUCCAGGAGGAAUCCGUUCGGAGUCUUGGACUUGCCCUUCAAACUGUACCUGCGACCGGCCCUUUCAAUACUGCCUCCCAGAUCGUUUUUACGCGGGAUCAAAAGAACAUACUCGUCGCUGUGAAAGGCACGCCAACCGAGCCUGGAUUCUUCGCCGUGUGGCCGAUCAAUGAGUCCACUGGUCAACUCGCAGAGGAGUAUACGCGCAUCCCAGCACCACCUGGAGGAGGCUUACCUUUCAGUCUUAAGCCGAUCCCGGGUACAGAUUCGUUCGUAGGAGCAGACUUCGCAAUUGGAUACGAUAUUAUCGAGUUCAACAAGGGGGCUACUGACUUGACUGCACGCACGAAGGCGCUCCCUAUUGAGGGUCAAGUCGGCGCGUGCUGGAGCACGUACAGCGCGGCGCGCGAUAGUUACUAUAUCGUCGACGUCGCGGGCGUCGUAACCGAAGUCAAGGUUGAUACCCAGCUCAGGACGUCGACCGUUAACAACUUCACUGUCCCGGCUCCUCCGAUCGACUCGGUCGCCCUUGACAUCGGCAGGAAGAGCUACUUCUACACGCUCCUCCCCACGUUGCCCGGUCUCGGCGUCUGGGAUCUUGACGCGAAACCAGCACCAGAGAUGGCAUCAAUAGUCAGCCUCGCCACUCUGACUCAGGACCUCGUACCGCUGACUCCUGGAUACGUGCAAGGUAUGGCUGCAUAUACGCACAAGGUCUGA